AUGGCCCCUUACGGCAGCGAUCCUCUAAGCCAGCGCCUCCCAAGACGGCUCGCCGAGAUCUUCGAAACCGAUCGCCUCGAGGUGCUGCCAAUGGCCGCCGGCACUGGCGCCAACGCUCUCGCCUUGGGCCUGCUGGCAGCACCGCAAUCCCGAGUGAUCUGCCAGCACGAGAGCCACAUCUAUGCCCACGAGUGCGGUGCCCCCGAGUUCUACAUUGACGGCGCCCGGCUCGAGCCUCUGGCCGCCGAGCAUGCGCGGUUGACUCCGGCGACCCUCACCGCCUAUCUGCAGGACCAGGUCGCUAGGACUGAUUCUGAGCGCCCUCCGACGGUGCUCAGCCUGACCCAGGCCACCGAGCUCGGCACGGUCUACCAGGCAGCAGAGCUCACCGAGCUAGCCGACCUGGCUCGCCACCAUGGCCUGCGGGUCCACCUCGACGGCGCCCGGUUUGCAAACGCGGUGGCCGCUACCGGCGCCAGCCCGGCCGAGUUGAGCUGGAAAGCGGGCGUCAACGCCCUGGCUUUCGGUGGCACCAAGAACGGUGCCCUGGCAGCCGAAGCGUUGCUGAUUUUCGACCCUGAGAUCGCUGCGCAAGCGCGCGAACGGCUCAAACGCGGUGGCCAGCAGUGGGCCAAAGAGCGCUUCCUCUCGGCCCAGCACUUGGCCCUGCUCGAAGACGACCUGUGGCUGCGCAACGCCCACCACGCCAACCACCAAGCCGCCCGCCUGGCCGAGGGUCUGGUCGAGGUCCCCGGCGUCGAGCUGGCUCACCCGGUAGAGACCAACCAGGUCUUCGCCGAGCUUGGAGAGCUGAUCGCCGCCAAGCUCGAAGCCGAUGGCUACCGGUUUUGGCGUUGGCGAGAUACCAAGAGCCAGGUCGUCGCCCGCUUCGUCUGCGCCUUCGACACGCCGCCCGCGGCAGUCGACCAGUUGGUCGCCGCGGUCAAAGGCGCUCAGGCAACAAUCGACUCUAGAUAG
Molecule: messenger RNA, 978 nt
Organism: Nerophis lumbriciformis (worm pipefish)
Lineage: Eukaryota; Metazoa; Chordata; Actinopteri; Syngnathiformes; Syngnathidae
Source: RefSeq, a predicted model, not a curated record